AAAAAUAAAAUAGAAGGAUUCAAAUUACAAUGAUCUGAAAGCGACCCAGAGAAAGUGUUGAUUGUACAACAGCAACGACAACCAUGAAAGGAGUAGUUUUCUCGCCUACUGACCGUUGUUUCCUUACUACCAAAUCCCAAAAUCCUACAAUAAACCCAAUUCAAUUCAUCAACCAACAACCUCAAAUCCAAAACCCAUCAACAAAACCAAACCAAUUCCCAUCAUUCACGGCUAAAUCAUCCCAAAACCCAGUUGUCCCAAUCACCAAGAACACUCCACCAUUGGUUGUAGUUGGUUCAGCUAAUGCAGAUAUCUAUGUUGAAAUUGAAAGGUUACCCAAAGAAGGGGAGACAGUGUCGGCCAAGAAUGGACAGACUCUUGCUGGUGGUAAAGGAGCUAACCAAGCAGCUUGUGGUGGCAAACUUUGUCACCCAACUUACUUUCUGGGUCAGGUGGGUGAUGAUGCCAAUGGGAAGCUGAUUACUGAUGCUUUAAAGAAUGAUGGGGUUUGUCUUGAUUAUGUUAGGUUUGUUGGGGAUGUGCCCACUGGACAUGCUGUUGUUAUGCUCCAGUCUGAUGGCCAGAACUCUAUUAUUAUUGUUGGUGGUGCUAAUAUGAAUUCCUGGCCUGAGAAUUUGAGUGAUGAUGAUUUGAUGGUUGUGAGGAAUGCUGGUAUUGUUUUGCUUCAGAGGGAGAUUCCUGAUGAUAUUAAUAUCCAAGUUGCAAAGGCUGCAAAGCAAGCAGGCGUUCCGGUCAUUUUGGAUGCUGGGGGAAUGGAUGCACCAAUACCCUCAGAGUUAUUGAACUUUGUUGACAUCUUGAGCCCAAAUGAAACUGAACUUGGUCGUAUAACUGGAAUGCCAACCGAAAGCUUUGAACAGAUCAGUCUGGCUGUUAAAAAGUGUCAUGAACUGGGAGUGAAGCAAGUCCUAGUAAAACUCGGAGCCAAAGGAUCAGCUUUAUUUGAAGAGGGGGAAAUUCCAAUUCAACAACCUAUUAUAUCUGCCGAAAGAGUUCUCGACACUACGGGUGCCGGAGAUACUUUUACUGCUGCUUUCGCUGUGGCGCUAGUGGAGGGCAACUCUAAAGAGGAAUGCAUGAGAUUUGCUGCUGCAGCAGCUUCUCUAUGUGUUCAAGUGAAGGGAGCAAUCCCUAGUAUGCCUGAUCGAAUAUCGGUUCUAAAUCUUCUUCAGACAGUUUGAGGAUUUUGAUCGAUAAAUUCAUGUCGGAACCUAUUUCGGAAAUGGUAAUAAAAAUGUAUUUCUUGGAAGCCAAAAGGAAAUUAUAUUACAAGAUAUAAUAAUGGCAAUUGUCUCGAUGGUUACAUUUUUUUACAUUUUUAAGGGCAAGAGUGGAGAUUAAAAUAAUGUCUUCUGAGUGUUCUGUAAAUUAAGCAAUUCGGUUAGAGAACUUGUAACAAAAAAACCGUCAAUAAAUGGAUUGAUAUAGACCGUUGAUGAGGAUGGAUCUCAUAAUUAACGUGAUUUCAUCGUGUGUACAAUGAUUGUAUUCUAUGUAAUAAUUACUUAUUUGCUUA
Mercurialis annua (annual mercury) is the source of this 1537-nucleotide messenger RNA. RefSeq names its product ribokinase. The transcript is spliced from 4 exons. Bases 84 to 1202 code for a protein of 372 amino acids. Gene Ontology annotation, molecular function: ribokinase activity. Gene Ontology annotation, biological process: D-ribose metabolic process. NCBI's taxonomy places the organism in Eukaryota, Viridiplantae, Streptophyta, Magnoliopsida, Malpighiales, Euphorbiaceae. The record is from RefSeq and is a predicted model, not a curated record.